Molecule: messenger RNA, 2010 nt
Organism: Triticum urartu
Lineage: Eukaryota; Viridiplantae; Streptophyta; Magnoliopsida; Poales; Poaceae
Source: RefSeq, a predicted model, not a curated record
UCAUCCUCACCGCUUCGUCUCCCUCCUCUGUGUCGCUCCUCUGUCUCCGUCGAUUUUUCCAACACGGUGGCGGCACGGCGGCCGUCGUCGUAGGACAUGGAUGACCCGCAUCGUCGGGUGCGAGGCGAUCCAGCGCCGCCGUAUGGAGAUUUUGAUGGUCUGUUCAGUGUUGAGAUCCACCAUAGUGGUUUCUUUUGUGGCAGUGACAUAAACAGAACAUACAUGGACUAUGAGGUUGAUUGGUUUGACAAUUGUCAGACUGACACUUGGUCCUUACUCUGGAUUGAUGACUUUCUUCUGCAGCUGGGCUAUGAUAGACAAGCUUCAAAGAUUGAUGUUUACUGGUGUGAACCAAGAAAGACAGUUAGUGAUGGCCUGAAGCUCUUAACCUGUGAUGCCGACAUUGUUCUUAUGAUUUGUGCAACAUUAGAGCACAAGAACCUGCUGCUGAUAGUAGACCAUGGUGAUACCCUGCAGUCAUUAAACAAAGAUGAUGUUCUGACAAAUGGAGUGAAGGAUCCACCUAAGGUUAUUACUCCAAAGAGGCAUGGAAAAGAAAAUGUCAGUUAUCCAGAGAAAGAGCAGAGUCCUAGAGAGAAAAUGUCAAGGACAACAAGGAGAUCUAUGUCAUUUGGAGAAGGAUGUAGCUCAAGGAAUGCUAUGGAGGAGGAGAAUAUUGAGGAUGUUAACAAUAGUGAAGAAGAGGGAAAUGAUGAGGAUGCAGGGUCAGAAACAGACGAGGAGUUCUAUGAGAGUGACUAUGAAGUUGCAGAAGGUGAUGAUGAUUUGUUUGACGCAAAUGUAGACAAAGAUGUUGAUGAUCACAGAGAGAAGAACAUAUUGCCAGACUUUGAAGAAGAACUUCCAGAAGAUGCUUUGGAGGACAGCCACUUAAAUAUGUCGAAAGAAGAGAAAGAGAAGUUGAAGCACAAAUUCAGUACUUUCAACCCAACAACUGAUCUGAAUGCACCUGUGUUUAAGAUUGGGUUGGUGUUUGCAGAUAUGAAGGAAUUGAGGCAUGCUCUCACUGCAUACAGUGUAAGGAAUAGGGUGAAAGUGAACAAGCUCCGAAAUACUUCAGUAUCACUAGAGGCUGUAUGCAAGCCUGGUUGCACUUGGUACUUGAAGGCAGGUAAAGAUAACAGGUCAAGUAGCAUACAGAUCAAGAAGUAUGUUGACAAUCACACUUGCACAAAAGCAUGGGACCUGAGAGUUCUGACUGCUCCUUUUCUUACUAACAAGUUCAGAGAAGAAUUCAGAGACAAUGAAAAAAUGCCUCUGAAGAAAUUUUCAGAUAAGGUGGAGACAGAAUAUAAUUUGGUUCCACACAGGAGUAAGUUGGGAAGAGCUAGGAGAGCAACAGUGAAUCAAAUAAGGGGAGUAGAUGAUGACCAAUAUAAUACUUUGUGGGACUAUGGUCAGGAGCUUAGAAGGAGCAAUCCAGGAAGCCAGUUCUUCUUGUGCACUAAGGAAGUAUUUGAUGAGAAGACAAAGAAGGGAUUAAUAAACGCAGUGAAAAAGGUUUUCCCUCAUUCAGAACAUAGAAACUGUGUUAGGCACAUUUAUCAAAAUUUCCAUAAAGUACACAAGGGAGAGCAGCUCAAGAAUGAUCUAUGGUCUAUAGCAAGGUCCACUAAUAAAGCUGCAUACACCAGGAACAUGGAUCUAAUGAAAGAACACAGCUUGGGUGCCUACACCUGGGUUGAGAAAUUGGAGCCAAGAACAUGGAUCAAAGCAUUCUUUGACCCGUUUUGCAAGUGUGACAUAUUACUAAACAAUAUGUCAGAAGUGUUCAAUAGUUACAUUUUGGAUGCGAGGGAAAUGCCAAUUAAGUCAAUGUUGGACCAGAUAAUGUGGAAGCUAACAAACAGGAUUGUUGGUAAGCAGAGAGAGGCAGAGAAAUGGACAGGCAGAUUAUGUCCCAAGAUACAGAAGAAAUUGGACAAGUAUGUGGAGUGGGCAAAGAACUGCAGGGUGCAAGAGUAUGGGCAAGGUGUUUGCAAGGCAUGA